This is a messenger RNA of Oryzias latipes (Japanese medaka), 1725 nucleotides long. RefSeq names its product claudin 5a (gene cldn5a). Gene Ontology annotation, molecular function: structural molecule activity. The record is from RefSeq and is a predicted model, not a curated record. Gene Ontology annotation, cellular component: bicellular tight junction; membrane. Lineage: Eukaryota; Metazoa; Chordata; Actinopteri; Beloniformes; Adrianichthyidae.
AUAACUGCUCAAACGCACAAUGCGCUCUGGACCGCUUUAUUCAGUCGCACAACUUCCCUGCAAUUCCAUUGGUCCCAUGAGGAUGCAGCGGUAGCGGAUUGGAGGAAAGUUUCUCCAGGAGUCCACACACCCCCCACCUCACAGUUAUCCACCGUGCUGUACUGCUUUGAUUCCAGUUGUUUUCGCAUCCACGCUCAGUGAAAGCGGGACCAGGGACUGCUGCCUCACAUCCUGCGGGUGAUGCACAAGUAACGGGCGCGCUUCGACGGGUGAGACUACGUCUGCUGCCUAGAGGGAAGAAAACACCAAAGAGAUUUUGAACAACUUCAGGCAAAAGAGACGGAACAUCAGGAGCCAAAAUGGUGUCGGCGGGAUUGGAGAUCCUGGGGCUUUCGAUGUGCGUAAUUGGAUCGAUCUUGGUGAUGAUGGCGUGCGGGCUUCCCAUGUGGAAGGUGUCGGCUUUCAUCGAGGCCAACAUUGUGGUGGCUCAGAACAUCUGGGACGGUCUGUGGAUGACAUGCGUGGUGCAGAGCACGGGACAGAUGCAGUGCAAGGUGCACGACUCCGUCCUCGCGCUCAGCCACGACCUGCAGGCGGCCAGAGCGCUCACCGUCAUCUCCUCUGUGAUGGGAGUGCUGGGUCUUAUGGUGGUGAUAGCGGGGGCGCAAUGCACCAACUGCAUCCGCACGGAGAAUAUCAAAGCCCGGGUGGUAAACGCCGGGGGUGUGAUCUUCAUCACCAGUGGUCUAUUCGUGCUGGUGCCCAUCUGCUGGAUGGCCAACAACAUCAUAUCGGACUUUUAUAAUCCACAGGUGCUUCCAUCUCAGAAGAGGGAAAUCGGCGCCGCGCUCUACAUCGGCUGGGCCGCCACAGCGCUACUCCUGAUCGGAGGCACGCUGCUGUGCUGCUCCUGUCCAUCCGGUGGCAGCUCGGGAUACUCGGUGAAAUACGCACCGACCAAGAGAGCCGCGCAGAACGGAGACUAUGACAAAAGGAAUUAUGUGUAGCUGUGGCGCACGGCUGCCGUGCGUAAAAACAACAUGCAGCUUUUUGGAAAACUUUUUUGUAACGGGCUCUCUUUUUGAACUUGAAACUUUUGAUCUUUUUUUUUUACUUUGAAAAUCAGAGGAAGCUUUUUUGUUACUGUUUUUACACAAGGUUUUUCUUAUUCCACAUAUUCAAGGGUCCUUUUUUUAAACAAAAGACAAGGACGAUUUUUUUCCUACUUUAAAAACUCAUCAAAGAAGUUCGUAGCAGCUUGUUUUGAAUUGUUUGUGUUGUUUUUGCCUCAUUUUUAUGUACAGAUCUGUUUAAGCUUUUUUUUCUAAAUAUGCACUGUCAGCAAGUUGUACUGUAACCGAGAGUUCUGCGCUUCCACACCUUCAAAUACCAUAAAAGGAGGAGCAAAUACAUAAUUUCACAAAAUACACAAAUCCCAGAGAGAUAUUAUGUGUAGAUUAGGAUUCCUUUCAAUUUGAUGUCAUUUUUUUGCACAGUCGGAUGCAGAGUCUGGUUUGGACAAUGAACACGCCAUAAAGAGCAUCUGCAAAGUUUUUGGCACCCCCCCCCCCCUUUUUUUUUAAACCCGAAGUGCUUUGCUUUUUCGGAAAAAAGGCGUUUUCUUCUGUCAUGCUGAUGUUUGAUGUAAUAAUUUCACAUACUUGUAUAAGAAGAUGAAAUAAUGUUUGUUUGUAUUAAGAUUAAACUGAAUAUAUUGUCUAAAGA